AUGUAUUUUCAUGCGCCCUGUUUGCCAUCGAGUGCAAGUUGGAAAUUUCUGUGCUGCGUUCUCGUCUCCGUAGUAUUGCUUUUGCUAUGUCUUCUUGGUGCAGGACUAUUUGCAAAAACGGCAUUGAUCACAUUUAUUGUUAUCACUGUUUGCUAUGUGACAUUUCUUGUAUCAGUAUUUUUUGUUGCUCCAUUCGAUGUAGCAAUACCAAAAACCAACGAAUUUGCGUAUUUGGUACCAUCGAAUGCUUCGGAUCCGUCAUCGGAAAAAGUGCCAGAUUUCAAUCAGAAUCUAACAGCUCGUUAUACAGGUUUCAGGUGA
Messenger RNA from Gongylonema pulchrum, 321 nucleotides. The record is from the annotation of a GenBank genome assembly. Lineage: Eukaryota; Metazoa; Nematoda; Chromadorea; Rhabditida; Gongylonematidae.